GCUACACCAGGGCACGCGCCCAGGGCACGGCUCCAGGGGAGCCCCGUGCCAGCGGUGACGCGGGGUCUCGCGGCCGCAUGACAGCGUGAAAUCGCCCCCUCCGGGCCGUGCCAGGCUGCUGGGAUUGGGGAAUGCUGCUUCCCUCCCACCCACGGCAGCCGAUAAACCCAUGGGUGCCAGUACCAACGGCCGCACCCAGCACCAUGGGCAGGCUGCAGCUGUGGCUCGCCGUCCUUGCUGGCCUCACCGGUGUCACCGCCCAGGAAGACCUCUACCGAAAGGUGUUUGUCUUUCGGACGGACCCCAGCGAUGCCUACGUGCUGCUGCGGGUGAAGCCGGAGCAGCCGCUGCUGAACUUCACCGUGUGCCUGCGCUCCUACACGGACCUCACGCGGCCCCACAGCCUCUUCUCCUACGCCACCAAGGCGCAGGACAACGAGAUCCUCCUCUUCAAGCCCAAGCCCACCGAGUACCGCUUCUACGUGGGGGGCAAGUUCGUCACCUUCCGCGUCCCCGAGGGCCGCGGGGACUGGGAGCACGUCUGUGCCAGCUGGGAGUCGGCCACCGGCAUCGCCGAAUUCUGGCUCAACGGGAAGCCCUGGCCCCGCAAGGGGCUGCAGCGGGGCUACGCGGUGGGCGCCGAGGCCGUGAUCCUGCUGGGGCAGGAGCAGGACGCCUUCGGGGGCGGCUUCGACGUCUAUAACUCCUUCACGGGCGAGCUGGCCGACGUCCACCUGUGGGACGCGGGGCUGUCCCCGGACAAGAUGCGAGCUGCCUACCAGUCCCUGCGCCUGCCGCCCGCCCUGCUGGCCUGGAGGAGCUUGAGCUACGAAACCAAGGGUGACGUGGUGGUGAAACCGCGGCUCCGGGAGGCUCUGGGGCGCUGAGAGCCCACCUCAGCCCCCGCUGUCCCCUCUCUGUCCCCAUCGCUGCUUCUGCAAGCCGCCCGCAUGUCAAGGUGCCACCCGCGGGGCACAGCCUGUGCCUGGGGGACAGAUGCCGUGGGGAGAUGGGGACACCCCCAGCCUGGCAGAGUCACCCAGGGGUGCCCCUUCCCUUCCCAACGCCCCCCUGUGCUGCCCCAGUGACGCCCAAGGUCAUCCCCUUCCCGUAUAUAUAGAUAAAUAAAAUAAACCAGCAGCAACGUGAGAGCUUCUCCAUGCGAGGCUGACGGGAU
Messenger RNA from Cygnus olor (mute swan), 1177 nucleotides. Its product is annotated as serum amyloid P-component-like. NCBI's taxonomy places the organism in Eukaryota, Metazoa, Chordata, Aves, Anseriformes, Anatidae. Gene Ontology annotation, molecular function: complement component C1q complex binding. The record is from RefSeq and is a predicted model, not a curated record. The transcript is spliced from 2 exons. Gene Ontology annotation, biological process: innate immune response. Bases 132 to 887 code for a protein of 251 amino acids.